Chanos chanos (milkfish) is the source of this 1652-nucleotide messenger RNA. It is a transcript of the gene borcs8, whose product is annotated as BLOC-1 related complex subunit 8. The record is from RefSeq and is a predicted model, not a curated record. Gene Ontology annotation, cellular component: BORC complex. Lineage: Eukaryota; Metazoa; Chordata; Actinopteri; Gonorynchiformes; Chanidae. Bases 63 to 449 code for a protein of 128 amino acids. The transcript is spliced from 5 exons.
UGUCAAUAUUGACUUGAGUCAGCUUUGCGGGUGCGAGGACACAAAGAUUUGGGAUAUUUAAAAUGGACGAUCAAGAAAUGCAACUCAAAGUCAAACGAGUCACCGACAAAUUCACGGAGAGCAUGUACGUUUUGGCGAACGAACCGUCCGUUGCCCUUUAUCGCUUACAGGAACACGUUCGACGGUCGCUGCCUGAGCUGGUGCAACACAAAACAGAUAUGCAGAGCUGGGAAGAGCAAAGCCAAGGAGCUAUUUACACAGUGGAAUAUGCGUGCAGUGCAGUGAAAAGCAUGACCAACAGCGGUCUCUAUUUCAAAAGCAUAGACGGUUUGCUUCGCCAAGCUAUCACGCUGAAGGAUCAAAUCAGCAAUACCCAAGGCCGGAGGAGAAGAGUGAUGGAGCCAGGCACACUGAGGGAUGUGGCAGAAAAACACAGCACUGGAAUAUGAACUGACCCCUGAGCCCUGUGUGUGCGUGUGUGUGUGUGUGUGUGUGUGUGUGUGUGUGUGUGUGACCAGAGAGAGGAGGGUGUGAGGCCGAUAUCCCUCUGUUUUAGUGGACGAGUUCAGGCCUUGACUCCUCCUCACACCUCUGCACUAGGAUGGAAAUCACCUGCCCUACCAGACUCUCCAACAGAAAAAAAACAGGAAUGGACAUUUGUAAAGAAGACAGCAGUUGUUCUGCUUACAUCUGUCACUUUCACACGGAGGACGUGUAAAUGCUGUUGUGUCCUUUUUUUUUCCCCGUUUGUUUUGUUUUUUGUUUUUGUCUUUUUUUUACUGUUUAAAACUGGACCAUUUUGGAGAGGGUGUUCUGUUUUUAGUGCCCACAGAAUGUAAGUUUGUUCAUAUAUUAGCAACUGAUGCAUGACAUCAGUGUACAUGAUCAAAGUGAGUAGAUUUAAAUAUUGUCCUAAUUUAUGUAACUGAAAAACACUUUGCUUUGAGGUUAUCUGGGGGAACCUCAUUUAAAUGGCGUUUGCGCCAAUUUGAAUUGUUAAAAAAAACCGGUUAUAUAAAACCCAUUCUUUUCACAUAUUAUCACAAAGAAAAGGAUAAAAGUAAUUGAGCGUUCCCGAAUCUAAAGUCCUUGAGAAGUUUGGUUUACCAGCGUUUGGGUUGGACUGACGUCACCUACCUGCUAAAUACACUGAUACGCCCAGGCAAAACAAGCCAAUCGCUACAUGUCGGACUGCUCUGCUGUCCAAUAGGAACCAGUCAGCCCUAAGAGAGCAAAGAAAAAAAAGUAACCAACGUGUAACAACAGGCCUUUUUGUGUGCAGAUUAACGAUGUCGCCGCAAUUUGGUGUACCAUCUCAGAGGUUCAGUUCGAAAGAGCACAAAGUUAUUUGUGUUUGAAUCGGCGCACUCGCAGAUAUGCCUCUGUUGUCAAAAUACUUUACUGUGAUGGCAUGUAAUGUUUUGUUUUCAAAAAUGUACUCUCACGACGUGGGAAAAGGUCGCGGGUCGUGAGCUGAAACUCUAAUGAGAGGGAGCUAUUGUGCUUCGCGCUUCAGACAUGGGGCCGCUAUUCCUGCGCUAGGCCACCUCGCACUCAUUGAACUAGCAACUCUUACAGAACUGAAUGACGAACUCAUCUCUGUUGGAGCUGGAGAAACCCUAUCAAAACCCCAAAUAAAUCACACAUUUGCG